Messenger RNA from Daldinia decipiens, 916 nucleotides. RefSeq lists its product as uncharacterized. The transcript is spliced from 2 exons. Lineage: Eukaryota; Fungi; Ascomycota; Sordariomycetes; Xylariales; Hypoxylaceae. Bases 141 to 803 code for a protein of 220 amino acids. The record is from RefSeq and is a predicted model, not a curated record.
UUGUCAUGUCAUUAACCAGUCACGCCUAGGUCCAUCUUAUAGCCAGGCAUGGGCUUCUAGAACGCCAACUGAAGCCUUCGCCUGAACCUCAAACUAGGGUUACCCCUAAGCAUGAGCCGAACGUAGACCCUCAGGUGAAGAUGGCUAUGCUCCGAGUUACUUCAAUGAGUAAACUUCACCUCGAGAGUUUUUUCGCGCCCUUGUCACCUGAUUAUUGCCUAGAGUGUUUCCAUGUCCUCCUCGAGGAAGUAGCUGAGCCAUAUGCCAGUAUUGGAAUCUCGAACCGCGAAAUACUUGACCAUGAUCUCUACGGUACAUCGGACGAUAGUGAGACACGUUCCUUGACUGAAUCCGAAAAUGACGAGUGGGAUCGGUCGUGGCGAUUAAGGUCAGAGCUUAGCAACGAACAGCUCGCGAGCUGGUCUUAUAGACUUUCAGAUGUCCCUGGUAAUCAUGUUGAGAAGUCGGCAAGACUCUAUACAGAUUGGCUCUGCGUCGACACCAAGGAGCAAUAUGAAAGAAUGUCUUCAUUAAUCAAGGAACGCAAUCUUUCUGCCGUGUUCAUACGCACUUGGAAAAUCGACGAAGCGAAGCGCGUAGCUCAGGCGAAUGAAGCCAAACGCAAGCCUUCACAUCAAGAUAACCCCCUACCAAGCAAACACUCGGCUCAGGGCAGUGGCACACGGGGAGAUUCUUCAGUAUCGACAGACCAAUCAUUGGCUCUGGAUGAAGAAAAGGGGCUCCAGGAUUUUGGUAAUAUGGAAGUAGAUAUCUUUUCUGAAUCUAAAGUACGAAACCAGUAGGCUCUAUUUGGCGAAUAACACCUGAGCUAGGACAAUGUAUCACGGAAACCACACGAAUAAUUUUUUGUUUGUGGUAAUACACGGCGAUGUGUGAAUGGAGUCAAGAAAUACGG